Molecule: messenger RNA, 2003 nt
Organism: Botrytis cinerea B05.10
Lineage: Eukaryota; Fungi; Ascomycota; Leotiomycetes; Helotiales; Sclerotiniaceae
Gene: Bcdao8
Product: Bcdao8
Exons: 2
Coding region: 176-1627 (483 amino acids)
Cellular component (GO): cytoplasm
Molecular function (GO): oxidoreductase activity
Source: RefSeq, a predicted model, not a curated record
GGCCCACCAAUCCAGAAGGUGGGGGAGAUAGUGAUGUGCACGUGAUGGUACAAGAUGGUACGUGAUGGUGGGGGCACGACAUGGGAUGGGAGUACAACUUAACAAGCAUUUCACUUCUCGGUUUCGUGCUCUCUAGAAUUCCAAUUGAUCUCUAUUCAAUCGUUGAUUUUCAAUCAUGACAGCUACAGAUGAGAUACCAGGUCAGGCAGGACUCCCAUCUGUCAACCCUACUAAAUCUUUCUGGCAUAGCGAGCCGUCGAAGAUCUUAUUGGGUCACAGAACUACAGAGAGCCUUCCCACAAAAGCCGAUGUUGUUAUUAUUGGGAGUGGAAUUGCAGGGACUUCGGCCGCACAUUGGUUAAGAGUGCAUGAUGAUGGAAAAGAUCUCAAUGUGGUGAUGUUAGAGGCGAGAGAAGCUUGUUGGGGAGCAACUGGUAGAAAUGGAGGUCAUUGUCAGCCGCUUGUUUAUGCUUCACCUCCAGAAGUUGGAGCUUUUGAAGUGAGAAAUUAUGAGGAUAUCAAAUCUUUUGUGGCAGAAAAUGAUGUUCAAUGUGAUUGGAAAUCAUUAUCCAGUUGUCACUCUUACAUGUCAGAAGAUCAGUUCCAGGUAGCCGCUAAAGCUGCGGAAGCCCUCAAGGAUCUGGAUCCAGCACUAGGCGAUUUAGUUACCAUUAUCACCAAAGAUUCUACCAAUCCCUCAUUAUCGGACCUUCGAAUUCCUACAGCAGCUGGCGCAAUUGCAACAUCCAAAGCCGCUUCACUCUGGCCGUAUAAAUUGGUUGCAUGGGUUCUAGAAGAUUUGAUCUCCAAGAAUGAUUCCUCAAGCUCCCCAAAAUUCAACCUUCAAACUUCAACACCCGUAACCGGGCUUCAAAAGUCUUCUUCGGAAUGGAUAAUUCACACUUCUCGCGGCCAACUUUCAGCCCCCAAAGUUCUGUUGGCAAUAAAUGCCUACACAUCACAUCUUCUUCCCUCAUUCUCUGAUCUCAUUACUCCCGUCCGUGGUGAGAUGUCUUCACUUCUUCCCCCAUUCUCCAUGUCACCGGCCAUAGAAUCUCCAAAUAAACCUUUAGAGUACUCUUACAGUAUUAUGGGGCAUUUCGGUCAGAAUAUAAACCGAGAUGAUUAUCUCGUCCAACGACCUUUUUUCUCCACAUCCUCAUCACAAAAAGAAUCCGGAGGUGAACUGAUGUUUGGCGGUGGUCGUCAAUUUGCUGCACAAGCUGGCUUGGGAGUCUUCGAUGAUUCAUCUAUUGAUCCUCCUGCUGCGAAUUAUCUCCGUCGAGAGCUACCCCGUACACUCAAUCUUCACAAUAAUGAAGAAGAGCUCGAGGCUACUUAUGAAUGGAGUGGGAUUAUGGGAUUUAGCAGGGAUAAUUGGCCUUGGGUGGGAAAUGUGACUGAGAGAUUAGGAGGUGGAGAGGGCUUAUAUGUUUGUGCUGGUUUUACGGGACAUGGGAUGCCGACGGCGAGAUUGAGUGCUAAGGCAGCUAUAGGCUUAAUGAUGGGGGAUGAGAUAGACAGUAUUGAUUUACCUGAGAGGUAUAUAUUAAGUGAAGAAAGAGUUAGAAAGGCAAGACAGCUGGAUGUGGUUGGCGUUGCAGAUGAGAAAGGUGGAUUCUGCUAGAGUGGUGGUUGUGGUUUUCGGAUGCGAAUUCAUGAUCUGUGGUGUUUAACCUCAAUUUGUUGUCUCCUCAUUUUUAUUCAUACUUUCUCUCUUCUUUUUAAUUUAUAUUUGAUUGUUAUUUCUUUCCUUUGUUACAUAAACAGAUGGACGUUUUAAGAUUGUUUCUAAAGCCAGAUUCUUCGUUUUUUUAUUAUGAACCAUUUUCAUGACUACUGCAGAAUUUUUGUUGUUCGCAGAAGUUAUAGGCACUCUUGGAAAUCAUUAUCAUCGCGUUAAUUAAUCUUCACUACAUCGGAUUAUACGAGAGAUUUACUCUAGUAGUUUUAUAAAGAUUAAUUCUUGCAUUGGCAUCUGAGAAAAAAUAACGCAACCCCCA